Molecule: messenger RNA, 1913 nt
Organism: Galdieria sulphuraria
Lineage: Eukaryota; Rhodophyta; Bangiophyceae; Galdieriales; Galdieriaceae
Product: leucyl aminopeptidase
Exons: 3
Coding region: 26-1873 (615 amino acids)
Biological process (GO): proteolysis
Cellular component (GO): cytoplasm
Molecular function (GO): metalloaminopeptidase activity; manganese ion binding
Source: RefSeq, a predicted model, not a curated record
GAUUGAUACUGAAAUAUUUACUUUUAUGUAUUCUUUCGUAAAGUGUUGUUCUAGCGUGUUGGAAAUGCAACUUAGAAAGCUUCCUUCAGACGACUCCGUGAUGAACCGUUUCAUUAUUCCAAAAAUGAAUCGUGCUGCAUUUGUUUUGGGUCGUUGGUUGCUUGGCGGCUAUUGCUUUUGCAAGUCGAGUUUUGUCCGAGUUUCCUGCCAAAGCAACCUAUUUCGUGGAUCUUCAAAGAGCUAUUUUUGGAACACAAAUAGGAGAGCUGCGUUUAUUAGAAGGACUAUAUCGUUGACGCCAAUCAAUAUGGCCGCGUACAGAGAAGAACCAACCAAUUUUAUUGUGAAGAAUAGAUCCAGAUUUUUGAAACAUUUUUCAGAUACUAGAGAUGCCAGUUUGGCUACAAAUAUAGACGUCGUACUUAAGGAAGAGCUGGAAAAAUAUUUAGAAACGCAGUCCUCGUCUUUGAGAGCUUGGCUUCAUUCCAAUUCUUUUGUUCCUUUCAAGGGGAAGGAAACCAAUUGGAUAGCCGUACCUUCCGUAAACUUUCCAGGGAAAAUAGAAAAACUUGUGGUUGUUUUGGGUGAUGGUACCAGCUUCGGAGGUUGUCGCUGGAUGGGAUUUGCUUGCCUUUCGAAUGCAGCUCCUGCAGGCUUAUACAAAAUGGGAUUUGUAUCCGAGAAAGUAAUUGAACAAGGGUUUACUUCAACACGUGCCGCCUUUGCUUGGGCUUUAGGUGCCUACAGUUUCCCAAUCUAUAAAGGAGCUAGUGCAGUAAAGAAUAACGCUGUCGUUUCCGAAAGUACACUAGAUCCUGCAUUUUUGCCAGUUCUCAUAUGGCCUGAUGACUGUGACAGAAAGCUAGUAGAAUCUUGUGCUUCUGCUACCUUUCUGGUUCGAGACAUGAUUUCCACACCAGCAGAGGAUAUGGGACCUUCUGCAGUUGAGAAUAUUGCACGUCUUUUGGCUGAAGAGUAUCCAGGAGCUACUGUGCGUUCUGUCAUUGAUGAAGCCUUGAUCAAGGAGAAUUUUCCUCAAAUCUAUAUGGUUGGUCGUGGUGCCAGUAAUAAGAACCGAGCCAGGAUGAUUGAACUUGUUGCUGGGGAUCCAAACCAACCAACUGUUUGCUUGUUAGGAAAAGGAGUUUCGUUCGAUAGUGGCGGACUUGAUAUUAAAUCUGCUUCAGGUAUGAGACUUAUGAAGAAAGAUAUGGGUGGAGCUGCUCAUGCUUUUGGACUCGCUUCAAUGAUAUUGUCUUCUAAGCUACCGAUUCAUUUGCGUGUUAUUAUUUCUGCAGUUGAAAAUGCCGUAGAUGGAGAGUCUUAUCGACCUGGUGAUAUUAUAAAAGCUCGAAAUGGUUUGACUACGGAAGUUUGUAAUACGGACGCGGAAGGUCGUUUGAUCCUUGCAGACGCCCUCGUUUAUGGAUGUGAAUUUUCACCAGAACUUAUUGUUGAUUUUGCAACUCUUACUGGUGCAGCAAGAGUAGCUCUCGGGACAGAUGUAGCAGUUUUCUUCAGUAACAAUGAUCGGACCGCAGAGAAACUUGGUGAAGCUGCUGUUCAAGUAGAUGAUCCUGUUUGGAGAUUACCUUUGUAUUCUGGAUAUCGUGCACAACUAGAUUCGAAACUUGCGGACUUGAAAAAUAUAGGAGAAGGUAGUACUGGAGGCUAUGGAGGUGCUAUUUUAGCAGCCUUGUAUUUGAAGGAGUUUGUUACUUGUUCUGUUCCGUGGAUUCAUUUUGAUAUCAUGGCGUAUAAUUUAGCUUCAAAACCUGGAAAACCUGAAGGUGGUGAGGCCAUGGGAAUGCGUGCCGUAUUUCGGCUUCUUCAAGACAAAUAUGGAAAUCCAAGUCAUUUAGGAAUGAUAUGAGUGGCUGAUUGUUUCAAAUAAUAAAAUAUAGUUUUGAGAU